ACGACUCUCCUCUGCCAGAGACGUGAGAUCCUGUCCCCAGUGCAGACGUGGCUGACCUGAGGAAGGCUGACCCAAGAUCCAGAGGAACAGACGUGGCGAGUCCGGACCUGUAUACCCGGAGAGGAACCGGAAGAAUAACAAAUUAUCCCCAGCAGAAAUAAUAGCACCAGGAACAGGAAACAACGUGUGGAUAACUCAAGGUAAAAAGGACUUGAAAUUAGUCAGGCUGGAGGAUAUAGCAUAAAUGUGUGUCAGGGAGGUGAUAUUCAUAAGGGCAACCCUCCUGACGAUUUGGCUAAUAGCUAUUGCAGUAUACAUAGUACUGCCAAUCUUAGAAUUUGUUUUUCCCUUCUGUAACAUCAUUUACCAAAGAAGCUACUCAUACAACAUAGUCAACAAUACCAAUCCUGGAUACGCUUCUGCAGCAUCCAGAACAGCCAACUUCACGGUAUGCUGGAUACACUAUCUGCACAGGAGGCAAUAAGAAUAGCAAAGGUGAUGUGCACAUUGAAGGCAAGCAAGCUAUAUGCUAUUGGAGCCUUUGUGUGCUCAUUUUUCUGUCUCAGGUUAGCAGAUGUGAUGGCAAUAACAGCAUACCAAUGCCAGCCCUAUUGGACAGUACACCCACAACAAACAGACCCACCACCACACCACAUGUUAUACAAGUGGGCACUAGGAAACAGAAUACCGUUGCUACACCAACAAUUUAUGAUCUAGAAGGCAAAUUACCGCUAUAUUGGUCAGCAGAGAGAAGAUUUACACAUUACAUAGGAAAAACACACAGUUUUUGGCAAAAAUAUGCAGCAUGUUUAACAUAUGCCUGGUAUAAGGGUUGCGAUCAAUAUAGAAUGGCACUUAGCAUAUACCAUCCAAACAAAGAAUAUAUGUUAGAAUCAGGGGAUGAUGUUAACACCAACAUACAUGAGCAGAACCCAUUAAAAUGCCAUUACAAUGAAUUAUGGACCAACAUUACCAAUCACGCAGCCAUAUACAACAUGUAUUGGACAAAGAAUUCACAUAUCAGAACAAACACAUUAAGGGUAAACUCACACUAUAGGACCAAUACAAUGGGAAUAGAGACAGAACCAGAAUUUGACUGCGAACUAGGCAUGAAUAGCUCCUUUGUGAGACAAUAUUUCGCACCAGUAAUAGCACAACAAAUGGAGGAGAUAGGUAUGCUGUAUAAUAAGACAUCAGAAAGGUGGGAAGAACAAGUGUAUAAUUACAAUGAUGACUAUUAUGAUGGUGAUUACCCUGCUAGUACAACACCUAAAGUAACUACAACACCUAUAAACCCAUGCAACCCUAUGAAUUGGACAGUAUGCAAUGAUGGUGAAAUGGUAAAACCAUGGCCAGUAGUAUCUGGAAUAAUACCAUUACCCAAACCCUGGGGAAAUAGAUGUCCCAAUAACUUAUGGAGAUACAUUCAAAAACAUAAGCUAGAUGUACCAGGACAAAAUAAUACUAACUGGUUAUGCGUAGCAGACUAUCCCAAUUUACCAUUCUAUGGUAACUUCUCUGUAUUAUAUAGCACAGAUAACCCAUCAGUAAAAGGAAAGGAAUGGAAAUGGGAUGACUGGACAAAAAUAUUGCAAUUAGGAGUAGAACAUUGGAGAUUCCCAAUCAUACUUACAGAUAUUAUACAACAACCUUGGGCUUCAAUGAGACACACAAUGAAACCUAAAUAUGAUUGCAACACAGACACCAUAACACACAUUUGCAUACUUACAGUAAAUUCCACAUUACACAGGGAAAAACACUCUUUUGCAUAUGCAUGUAUAAAUAUGUCCGAAGCAAAUACAAACAUUAGACAAAACAACAAUACAAAGACUAUAGUGGACCUACAUGUAGGACCUUUAUUUACUGGAAGAACAUCAAGGUCAGUACAAGAUUUAAUAGCAAUCACAGAUAUAAUAGGCCAGAAAAUACCAUGGCUAGGAAUUUUUGUGGACAGUACUGCAAAUAUAACAGCUACUAAACAGGUCCAGGCAAUAAUGAGAUUUAAUGACGACCAACAGUCAUAUCCAACAUAUUUUACGCAAGCAAGUAAUUUGGGAUUUUUUAACCUAACCUUAGCAAAAUCACUAACACAAGGUACCACAAGCUUGAGAAACAAAUUAUCAUGCUUUACCGAAACAAAUAAUACAGCGGUACGGACUAACUGUACCACAAAUAAAGCAACCACAAUAAUAAAUUUGAAUAUAUAUGGUAAAAUUACCAUAAUAAACAAACAUAUGUCACUAGUAAAAUUUGACAGCACACCAAUAUUAACCAUAGGCAUGAUACAUGAACCAAAACAUAAAAUACAUAACAUGCUAGGUGGCAGUAAGAUAUCAAUUUGCUGGUUUCACGAAUCUAAAGACUUACUGGACAUGCCCAUACCCUGGGAAGUCAGUGCCAAUGUUACUACAGAUGAAGUAGCAGCAAAAAAUAUUUUAAUAUUUAAUAGGGCAAUUGAACAAAAGGCAUACAAUUUCACAGGUAUAAGGGAGGUAGAAUAUAUCCCACCAUAUGUACAAAUGACAAAGGCUAUGAGAAUCAAUAAGGUUAUGGAUCCAGAUGAUCUAAUGGUACAUUAUAAAAAUGGGAUAACUAGAUCAGGGAGUUUUUGGCAAACUUUGGAUUAUGAAAUGGAUAGAGUAAUUGAAUUACAGCACCAUAAUCUCCCAUAUUAUUUCUACAUGUUAAUGCCAAAUCCACAAUAUAAAGAAUGGAAUAAGGCUGAAUGGGUAGCACACAAACCUAGAGGAUCAAUGAAAUCACAUACACAAUAUUGGGAUAAAAUAUAUUAUCUCCCGAUAUCAAGAAAUAAGGAUUUUCUCAGCGAACAUUUCAACACACCAUUAAUUAUAUUUAGAGGAAAUAUGACCAGACCAAAUAAAGAAAAUAUUGGAUUAUAUACAGCUCAUUUUCCAAAAGGAUACCUAAUACCACCAGAAGGAACCCCAACAGUAGUCAAGGCACCAGCUAUUAUACCAGACCUAAAAAGUCCAGCUAAAUUAGUUUUAUACCCUAGGAUUAGAAAAAUUGAAAUUACAAUAGAUUUGACAGCACUGAAACCACCUAUAGAAUAUUGUAGUGAUGUGAAUUUUAGAUUUGAUUUAGACUACUCAUCACCAACAAGAGUAGGAAGAAAACCACUACAAGCAAUGGCAGUAGCAGCCUUUAUGGCAGGAGCAAUUUUAGGUGGAAUAAUGGGUGGAGGAGUAUCAGCAGCAAUGAUAGAACCAAUAAAGGCAGAAAUAUACCACAUACAAGAAGUAAAUAAGAAAACAGCAGAAGCUUUAGCAGCUAUAUCAAAUUCUAUAGAUGGCAUGCAUACACUAAUACAAACUAUGCAAGGCGAGAUAAAAAUGUCACAAGACCUUUAUAAGGAACAAUUCUCCUAUCAAGCAAAACUUAUUAAUACUAACCAUAACAUGAUGAUGUGUCAAAUGUAUCGAACUCAAAGUCCAUUGACUUUCAAAGACGUGGCCAUCAGUUUCUCCAAGGAGGAAUGGGAAUGCCUGGACACAUCUCAGAGGGAUUUAUACAGAGAGGUCAUGUUGGAGAACUACAGCAACCUGGUUUCUGUAGGCCUUUCUGUAUCAAAACCAGAGCUAGUUACCUGUCUUGAACAGAACAAAGAACCCUGGAUCAUGAACAUAGGGGAAGUAGAAGGUAGAGACUCAGUUCUGUCAUUUUACCAGACCCAGGAGGUCUCCCAACAGAAGAACAAACAAGAUUCUUUACAGGAAGAAAAACCAGGCUUAUUUGAAACUAUUGGUCUUGACAUGUUACAUACAAGGAAGUUCUGGGAUUAUCAUGGUGACAACAGAGAAUAUGAGUCAUGUUGUUAUGAGAGUGAUGUUUAUGAAAAACAUGCCAAAGGCAUUAUUUAUGAAAAAUAUCAAGAACCUCUGGUGUGUCCAAAGAGAUCAUAUUCUGUGUCAGUUACAAGUUCAGAAUCAAAUGAUUAUAUAGAAAAAUAUUCACCCCAAGCAUGGGCACCUGGCUUUAUUCUACAUGGAUAUGUGAAAACUUCACAAGGGGACACACAGUGUAACACUUCAAAGUCUUUGCAACACUUUUCAAGUGUUGUGCAAUUAAAUGAUACUCCAGUAGUCCCUGAAGAAAGGAGUUCUUUAGGCACAGAAAAAUAUUUGAAUUGUCAGCAGUGUGGUAUUUCCUAUACUCAAAAUUCAGUAGAGGUUCCUGAACAAUUACUUCCACUAUAUGACAACCUCCAAAAUUUAGAUGAACAUAAAUAUUUUAGGAAUGAAAUGUGGCAUAAUAUGUAUCAUAAGGAAAGAAGUUGUGAAAAUUCCAAUAAAUUUACGGAUGUUGAUAAUGACCUUGCUAAGUUUUCUUUGGUAAAUAAUUACCAGAAUAGUCAGUUUGAAAUACCUGUUAGUGGAAAGAACUCAUGGACUUACUCUACUAAUGAUGUAAUUCCUAGUAAUUCUCACAUAAAUACUUGUUCAACAGUUAAUCAUUUUGAAAUCCAUGAACAUCAGAAAGUUUUUCAUAAGUACUCAAAUACUUCUUUGCACAAACAUGAACAUAGCCAAGAGAAGCACAGGACAAGCAAACACCAUGACCAAAUUCUUAAUGAAUUCUCAAACUGUAUUCAGAAUAAUGGAACUAGUACUCAAGAAAUUUAUGAGAGACUCAGAGGUGAUGCAUGUAAGAAGGUAACAAUUGAAUCCUCAAAUCUGGAGAUGGAUAAUAUGAAGCAUACAGGAAUAAAAUUUUGCCAGAUUAAAGAAUGUGAUAAAUUAUUUGAUUUCAAUUCAAAUAUCAUUCAGAAUGAUUCAAGUCACACUGCAGAAAAGAAACCACACAGAUGCAAUGAUUGUGGAAAGUCCUAUAGCAAAUUUUCAUACCUUCAUAUUCAUCACAGAAUCCAUAUGAGAGAGAACCCUUAUAAAUGUGAAGAAUGUGGAAAAUCCUUUAGGAAAAGUUCAUCCCUUAAAGUUCACCACAGAAUCCAUGUGGGGAAGAAACCUUAUAAAUGUGAUACAUGUGGAAAAUCCUUUACUAGGUGCUUAUCUCUUCAUGUUCAUCAGAGAAUUCAUACUGGAGAGAAACCUUAUAAAUGUGAUGAAUGUGGAAAGUCUUUUGUUAAUUCCUCCAAACUUCAAUGUCAUAGGAGAAUCCAUACUGGAGAGAAACCUUAUAAAUGUGAUGACUGUGGAAAGUCCUUUGUCCAGUCCUCCCAUCUUCAAUGUCAUAGGAGAACCCAUACUGGAGAGAAACCUUAUAAAUGUGAUGAAUGUGGAAAGUCUUUUGUUAAUUCCACCAAUCUUAAAUAUCAUAGGAGAAUCCAUACUGGAGAGAAACCUUAUCAAUGUGCUGACUGUGGAAAGUACUUUAGAGAUGGAUCAUCUCUUCAUGUUCAUCAGAGAAUCCAUACUGGAGAAAAACCUUAUAAAUGUGAUGAAUGUGGAAAGUCCUUUAUUAAGUCCUCCCAUCUUCAAUGUCAUAGGAGAAUCCAUACUGGAGAGAAACCUUAUAAAUGUGAUGAAUGUGGAAAGUCCUUUGUCCAGUACUCCAGUCUUCAAUGUCAUAGGAGAAUCCAUACUGGCGAGAAACCUUAUCAAUGUGAUGAAUGUGGAAAGUACUUCAGGGAUGGAGCAUCUCUUCAUAUUCAUUGUAGAAUCCAUACUGGAGAGAAACCUUAUACAUGUGAUGACUGUGGAAAGUCCUUUAUUAAGUCCUCCCAUCUUCAAUAUCAUAGGAGAAUCCAUACUGGAGAGAAACCUUAUCAAUGUGAUGACUGUGGGAAGUACUUCAGGGAUCGAUCAUCUCUUCAUGUUCAUCAGAGAAUCCAUACUGGAGAAAAACCUUAUAAAUGUUAUGACUGUGCAAAAUGUUUUAGGCAUGGCUCUUCUCUUAGUGUUCAUCAGAGAAUCCAUACUAGAGACAAACCAUAGAAAUAUUAAAAAUGUAUUGUCUUUUACCCUUUGCUUUCUAUUAAUGUUCAUCAGAGAACUCACAUCUGAGCCAAGCCUUAUAAAUGUAAAGAUGGUGAAAAUUUUUUAACCAAAUCCUCAACACUUCAUCUUCCCUGAACUCAUUCUAAAGAAAAUAUUUACAAAUAUGAAGAAUGUGGAAAAAUACUUCUCAUGAGCUCUCACCUUAGAAGACAUCAGAAAAGUUAUAAGAAUCUUAAAAAAACUAUAAUAAUUAUUAAAUGUAUUUCAGUAUCACUAUAUUUAUGCAAUAAAAUUUCCUUCAAAAUGUAUGGAAUAUACAAAAUCUUUGAUCAAUAUUCACUCCUGAUUCAACAUCACAAACAUCACUUUAGGAAGCUCUACCAUUGAUGUGAAUUUGAAAGUGUUAAUUCAGGAGUAGACCUUAUAAUUACUAAAUGCUUAUUGAAACAUUUGCUAUGGAUAUUGUUUUACUAAACUAUCAACUUAUUAAUUUCAAGGAGUAUUUGUUUGAAAAUACUAAAGCAACAGCAAUGUGAAACAAGAAUUUUUGCUAAUAGAUGAUUAUUGACUACAAUAGAAAGUUGAAAUGACUACAUAACAUUUUUUUUGCAAUUUGUUGAUGAUAUUGUCUUCUGUGUGAGAUUAUUAUAUUCUAUAUAUUCUAUAUCAUUAUUAUAAUCCCAGUAUUUUAGCUUUUUUAGAGUGUAUAUUAAUGAUUGUUUUUAACUUCAUAUUGAUUCCCUGUUUUUACAAGCCCAAAUAAAUGUAGUAUACUUUCUGUUGAUUUUAAUUUACCUUGAUGAGAUAAACCUUCAUUUAGUGUGAGGAUGGCAUAAUGAAGAUUAAAUGUUCCAGAAAUGACAGUGCUAAUAAAAACAUAUCAUUAAAAUAGGUUCUAUAGAAAACUGUACCAGUGGAAAUAAGCAUAUGCAAAUAGCAAUAUUGUGAAUUCCAAAAGGAAGGAGACAACAAGAUUAUUUUAAGCAAAUUAUGUCUCUAUUUUCACAUUGAGAUAAGAUAAUGCUUGAUCCCCCUGGUUCCUACAAUCCUUUUCCUCUCUAUUCCAGGAACACACAAGUCUUAACCAGCAAGCAGGGAGCCUUCAUGGAACCAAACUCCACCCUCUACAUAUAUGUAACA
This is a messenger RNA of Peromyscus californicus insignis, 7058 nucleotides long. RefSeq lists its product as uncharacterized. Gene Ontology annotation, biological process: negative regulation of transcription by RNA polymerase II. Gene Ontology annotation, molecular function: DNA-binding transcription repressor activity, RNA polymerase II-specific. NCBI's taxonomy places the organism in Eukaryota, Metazoa, Chordata, Mammalia, Rodentia, Cricetidae. The transcript is spliced from 5 exons. Bases 600 to 5915 code for a protein of 1771 amino acids. The record is from RefSeq and is a predicted model, not a curated record.